This is a messenger RNA of Fusarium graminearum PH-1, 954 nucleotides long. RefSeq lists its product as uncharacterized. The coding region runs from base 1 to 954 and encodes 317 amino acids. The transcript has a single exon. Gene Ontology annotation, cellular component: cytoplasm. Gene Ontology annotation, biological process: chorismate biosynthetic process; shikimate metabolic process. Gene Ontology annotation, molecular function: shikimate 3-dehydrogenase (NADP+) activity. The record is from RefSeq and is a predicted model, not a curated record. Lineage: Eukaryota; Fungi; Ascomycota; Sordariomycetes; Hypocreales; Nectriaceae.
AUGGUUGCAAACGACAACUACCCUCUGGGUCAGGGACAUGGAGGUUGCCAAAUGUCUACUUCUAAGGAUAUGAAUGAUACUUCAUCCAACCUACCGCAAGUCAUGGACAAAAAGCAGUUUUUCAUCUUCGGUCACAAUAUUUCACACUCUCUGUCACCAACACUACAUAAUGCCGGAUUUCAGGAACUUGGCCUUCCACAUCACUACCAGAUCCACGAGAGUGAAAACGUUGAUCAGUCAGUGGAGCUAAUCAUCAACAGCCCAGACUUUGGUGGUGCAUCGGUCACGUUCCCUCACAAAUUACAAAUCGGCAAACUCUUGCAUUCUGUCUCAGAACAGGGACAGAAUAUCGGUGCUAUAAAUACCGUCGUUGUCCAAGAAAGAGAUGGACAACGUGUCCUUUAUGGCGACAACACGGACUGGAUCGGCAUCAGGAGAUGCAUACUCAAGUCUGGAAGUCAAGAUUUCACAUCAUCAUCGGCACUAGUUCUUGGGGCUGGAGGCGCUGCUAGAGCGGCUUGCUACGCUAUUAAGACACUUGGGUUUCGGGAACUCAUUGUGGUCAACAGGACAUUAUCCAAGGCCGAGGCGUUAGCAUCCAAGUUCUCGGAACUAAAGACCCGUGCCUUUAGGACACUGGAUGAAGCUGAGAAAGUGGGAGAUGCAGAUAUUCGCCUCAUCGUGGCGUGUAUACCUGCUGAUGACCUCGGAGAAGACAGGGUUCCCAGUGGACUUUUCUCAAAGUUGGGUCAGGGAGUGUUGGUGGAGAUGGCGUACAGGCCCCAAGUAACGGGAAUGAUGAAGGUAGCUCAACGACACUCAGGGUGGAAGGUGUAUCGGGGAGUUGACGUCCUCGAAGAGCAAGCAUAUGCUCAAUUUGAACUCUGGACAGGAAAGCAAGCUCCAGUAGAGACAAUGCGGAGUGCAAUGCAGGCGAGGGUAGCAAGUGCUUAA